Messenger RNA from Ficedula albicollis (Collared flycatcher), 2320 nucleotides. Its product is annotated as protein FAM122A. Lineage: Eukaryota; Metazoa; Chordata; Aves; Passeriformes; Muscicapidae. The transcript has 9 exons. Gene Ontology annotation, cellular component: cytoplasm; nucleus. Gene Ontology annotation, biological process: mitotic G2/M transition checkpoint. The record is from RefSeq and is a predicted model, not a curated record. Gene Ontology annotation, molecular function: protein serine/threonine phosphatase inhibitor activity. Bases 62 to 739 code for a protein of 225 amino acids.
CGAUAACUCCCAGGUGUUCCAGGGCAGCGUCCUGCGCACCCGCAGGAACAGCACCACCGUCAUGAAUCGGCACAGCCUGUUUGUGCCUUCGUCUCCUAUCCGUAUUCCUAGCAGCCGUCUUCAUCAAAUCAAACAAGAAGAAGGAAUGAAUUUGCUGAACAGGGAAACCGUUCGUGAAAGAGAAGUGCAAGUAGCAAUGCAGAUGAGCCACUCAUGGGAGGAGAGCUUGAGCCUGAGUGACAAUGAUUUUGAGAAAUCUCUAUCACCAAAGCAAGUAGACUUUGUUCCAGUUUCUCCAGCUCCUUCACCUACACGAGGAAUAGGGAAGCAAUGUUUCUCACCAUCUUUGCAAAGUCUGGUGAGCAGCAGUGGAUUGCCUCCAAGUCCCAGUCCAAGUCCAACAAGGAGAUUUUCAAGCAGGAGAAGCCAGAGUCCAAUUAACUGCAUUCGACCAAGUGUUCUUGGAUCUAUCAAAAGAAAAGGUGUGACAGAGAUGGAAGAUCACCCAAAAAGAUUAUUCCAAGGAUCCAGCAACAUGCUGACCCCUGAGGCUGCACAUCAGGCGGACCUUGGGGCAUGUCUGUCCUCACACGCCCUGGAUGACAACAGGAGCAGUGCAGGCUCCUCCUGUGACUCCCCAGCUGAAGUUGGCACCAGCACAGCCUCUCCAGUGUCGCUCUCCGACUCCAGAUCUCCGUUUUUGCCCGUGGAUCUCAUGGCCAAGUUACCGAUGAACUGAAGCAGGAAUCGCUGGUGGACACCGGGAAACAGGCGAGAUAUCGCCCAGACUCUGUUUGUGUAACCCAUUCUGUUCCUCAUAGGAACUUCCAGCAAUGUCAUUACUUCUAGGAAACUUCCAGAACAGUUCCUUGAGGAGGAAUUCACCUUUCUAGUGAUUUGUAUGACAUUUACUACAAUACAGAAGCAUUUGGGCUGCAGACACGUUGGGUGCUCACAUCAGCCAGCAGGCUGCUGGUUCGCAGUGGAUGUGAUCUCCUUGGCAUGAGUUACAAACACUGUACAUGUGUCCUGCUUGUGGGAGACUUGCCUUGCCAGCAGCCUGUGUCCUCCCUGCCUGUGGAGGAGCAGAUAACUCACAUUUGUCCUCAGCCUAAAACCAAUGAAGCAGCUUACUAAUUGUUUCUAUUCCCAGAGUGUUAGAUAUUUAUAUUUUUUUCUUCUUCAUAUGAAAGGGAUAAUAUUGCAGGGGGGAAAUUGAUUACUAUUAACAUUAUUGUGUUCUAUUAUGAUUGGCUCUUAAUCAAUUCUGUGUUCCAGUGGAUGUCAGAAUAGAACAAAUUGGUGAAUUGUCAAAUUUAUAUGUUGGAUUCUAUUCAUGAUCAUGACUGCUGUUGUGACUAAAUCUAAAUUAGGUGUGGAACAUUCUUCUGGAGUUUUGUAUCUGGCGUUUGUUUCUUUUUCUUCCCCAUUUAGAUGAUGUAUAGAAGUGGUAGAUGCUCUGUUAAAGGUCUUUUAAUAGGGAAGAAUAGUGACAAUAUUUGGAACAAUACAUUAAAUCCUGGUAUUUUAGUAUUUAGUACUUCAGAAAUGCAUUAUUUUAAGUCAGUAUUUGUCCUCAUAUAUGACAAAUACGGUGAGGAAUCUUGAAUGCCUUUUUACAGCCUGAGGCCAUUAAACAUAUUUAAUCUGUGUUUUAUUUCCUGAUGUUGCUUCCUCAAACAAUGACAUCAAGUCAUUUCUGCUGUUGAAAACUUCAGAUGCUGAUUGGCAGCCUGGAAUCUGGUAAUCUGAGAUGCUUGAAGUCAGUGUGUUGCGGCAUCCUGAUCUCAACUCAGAAAUUCCCCAGCCAGGAGGAAGAAUUUGCAGCCCCCCAUGGACAGCUGUCUGGGAUUGUGCAGUGACACCCUCCUUGGGGUUGUGCAGCUGAACUCCCCCAGCUGAGUCCCUCUUUGUACAUGUCUGUGUAUCUGUGCUGUGUGGUUUCAAACCUUCUCUCCAGAGAGGUUAAGAAUGGAGCAAAAUGUUUUAUUUUUAAACGCUAAAUCUUUGUAGUGUGUCAUAAAGUGAGGGAAGUAUGGAGACUUCCUCAAGUAGGAGGAAAACCUGUCCUGAACUCUGCUGUGAAAGAUUCACAUGGAUGAAGUUUUGACUGACAGCAGCCAUGGAAACGAGAAAGGGAUGACUUGGAGUGCAAAGACCUGGUGACCUGAGGGCCAGUGACCCAUUUCUGUGUGUCCUUAUUGUAGAGAGAAAAUAGAAUGUAUUUAAUAGUCUGACUCUGUUCUAGUUGAUACGACAUGGUUUACUUCUGGUAUCAUUCCUCUUAAAUUAUUGUAAUAAUCACCCUGCUGGUUGCAGU